Molecule: messenger RNA, 4981 nt
Organism: Acanthopagrus latus (yellowfin seabream)
Lineage: Eukaryota; Metazoa; Chordata; Actinopteri; Spariformes; Sparidae
Gene: zbtb33
Product: zinc finger and BTB domain containing 33
Exons: 2
Coding region: 164-2371 (735 amino acids)
Biological process (GO): regulation of transcription by RNA polymerase II
Molecular function (GO): protein binding; RNA polymerase II cis-regulatory region sequence-specific DNA binding; DNA-binding transcription factor activity, RNA polymerase II-specific
Source: RefSeq, a predicted model, not a curated record
GGUUUCACUUCAGCGCGCACACCCGACCGGAAGUUGUGAACCAUGCGGACUGUGGACUUUUAAACGAUCAACAAGACGGAAUUAAAUAGUUGGAGAUUGUGAACAGCAGACCUGGUACUCGCUGUAAAUUGUCCCGUAUGUUUUUAUAACAACGGCAGGCAAGAUGUCUUUUAAUUCAGUUAGAAAAAGAGAUUUGUACCCGGUGAACAAGUUAAUGGAGAAGACACUGGCAAUGGAUCUUUUCUUCACGGACCUGAACUCGUACGCGACGUGCCUCAUCUGCAGGCAUAAAGUGUUGUUCAGGGAGUUUAAUAUGAGGCGGCAUUAUAAGGCUAGACACUCGGAGGAAUAUGAUAAAUACCAGGGAGCGGAGAGGAAGAAAGUGUCCGAUAAGCUUAAUGCUGCAUUCAACCUCAUCGGAGAGGAUCCAGCCGACCCUGAUGUGAGAAGCGAGUCGAAACUGGAGCAGAAAUCACCAGACAUGCCGAGUCUAAAGCUGAUAUCUGCGACCGACACACAAUACUCAGAAGCUGUGCUGAAGUCCAUGAACGAGCAGCGAAACCAUGGAUUAUUUUGCGAUGUCACCAUUAUCAUACAGGACAAGAAAUUCCGAGCCCACAAAACAAUCCUGUCUGCCUCCAGUACGUACUUCCACCAGCUCUUCAGCGUUGCCGGACAAGUGAUUGAGUUAAACUUCAUCAAAGCUGAAAUCUUUGAGGAGAUUCUCAAUUAUAUUUACACCUCCAAGAUUAUACGUGUCCGCUCUGACAUGCUUGAGGAGCUCAUAAACGCCGGACAGAUACUGGGAGUCAAGUUCAUUGCAAACUUGGGGUCGCCAUUAUCACAAGUGAAGGGCUUGCCUGGUUUGUCUAAGGACACUGGGAGCAAAAGUGACGCAUCUACAGAGAUGAUGCCGAUAAUCACAGAGUCAUUCUCGAUAUCUGCGGAGGAAUUUAAUCAGACGAGCAAACCGGCAGGUAAUGACGAGGACUCAGACAGUGAUGUUAUGUUUGUCUCACAAACAGACGCUCAGACCAGUGCAACCAAUCAGAAAGCCAGCUCUGGUGAGGUAAUUGAUGUGGAUUCAGUUGAUUCAGAAGUUGAAGCGUCAAAGCAAAAUAAAGAAUCAAAUCAAGCCGUUGCAAAAACGGUAGAGAAAACUGGAGAGAAAGCCCGAACCCCAGUGAGAACAAAUGCUACAAAGCCUCCCAGCGCCAGUUGUCCAACCCCCAGUUUGCCCAACAACAGCCCUCUGCGCAGUCCAGACAGCAGCUCCAACAACUCGUCUUCACCCGCCAGAGUUUCCUCAGGAAGUACUCCCGCUGCUCCAGCCAAGGCAAGCAGUGUGACCCCCGAGCCCUCGAGUGCAUCUCAGCCCUCUGAGAACAGCGAUAUAAUGGGUGUCCACAAGAAGCAGGUUUCCACUUCAUCUCAGCAGGGGGAUUUUAAAAUAAUGCUCUUGGACGUGUCUGCCAAUCAAAAAAACAUUCCCAAAUCAACCGUGGCAGCAAAAAAGACAGUGACACUCAACACAGCCACGGAGAUCGACUCUAUUUCAUCAGGCUGUAAAGUUUAUGCCAACAUUGGAGAAGAUACUUAUGACAUUGUCCCAGUGAAGGAAGAUCCAGGCGAAGGAGGCUCUAAAGCCACUAAAGGGAAGCGGUCACUAAUGGCAACGCCUUUAAAGCCCCUGGAUAAAUCACCCCCGUCCCAGAAAGGCAGCCCAAACAAGAAAAGGACCAAAACAGAGCUGGAGGAUCACUACGAGCUCAUCAUGGACGGGAAAACUUUCUACGUUUGCAUCGUCUGCAAGCGGCCCUACGUCUGCCUGACGAGCCUCCGCCGCCACUUCAACACCCACUCGUGGGAAAAGAAAUACCCUUGUCGCUACUGUAACAAGGUCUUUGCUCUGGCCGAGUACAGAACUAAACACGAGAUCCACCACACGGGAGAGAGGAGGUACCAGUGCUUGGUGUGCAAUCAGAUGUUCAUGAACUACCAGGUGCUGUCCACCCACUGCAAGCAAGCCCACAACCAGGAUCCCAGCGGGAGGAAGGAGAAGGAUGACACCGACAACAACCUGUACCGACUUCUGCCGUGCAAAACGGUGCAGAUGAAGUCGUACUCGUGGACUAGUGACGGGCCAGGGGUCCCCGUCAUAUCCGAGGACGGCAGCGUGCAUCACAUAACCACCACCGCUGGCGAAGACGUCCACUCCUCCACCCAGACCAGGAUGUUGAACUGGGACGACAUCUUUGUCGAGCCCGAUGCCCACAUGACGCCCGAGGCUCACCCCAGACCAGAAACAGCCGUGAACACUCCUCCACAGGGAGCCACAGAGUUUGACUUCGUUAUACCAGAGACAUACUGAGCAAACGCUUGCUGCUCCAUUACCUGUGCCUUUUCAGGUGCCCCCAACUUUUUUUUCUUCUUUUCGGUUCCAUGUCAAUAAUAUUCUUCUGUAACUCUUGAUAGUGUCAGCAGGAGGUUCAGUCACAUUAUACUUGCAGGUAAACAAGAUUUUUGGUGUAAUUACGUGCUAAGGAUUGUGUUGAUGCAUGCUAGAAUAAUAUCAGAGCCACGUGGUUAAAGUUGAUCAAGGGGGAACCGAUAUUGUACCAAAACAGGAAACGAACGCUUGAAUUUGUCAGCCGCGCCGACUUCAAUUGAAGUGAAGCGAGGACAGAGCGAAUAGUUUAAUGUGGCCGUACCUUCACUCAUGUAACUCUGCUUGAUCAAUAGCCUUGAUCUUUAGUAUCAUUAGAAUAAAUGAUAAAUUACAGAAUUAGUUCACAUGCCGUAAAAUCAUAAAGAAAACAUCAAUUUAUAUGGAUGAUUUAGUUCCAUACAAGAAACAUCAGCUGCCCCACAAUAAGAAGCAGAGGACGGGAUGUCAAGGUAAUAAAUCAAGAGCUGUAACAAAAGGGCGAAAAUAAAUCAUGUAUGUUCAGCAUCAUGUCCGAACUUAAUGACAGCGUCAGGACAGAAUCAAUAAAAUUGUUUUCUACUGCGAUUUCCUAACUGGUCUGAAGAGACUCUGCAGCGCGGCGUGGUGCGUCACUCUGAGCUCACUCAGGCGCCCGGUUUCUAUUUACACCGUUCACUUAGGUUAAAAGUCACAUAAGCAAAAAACACACACACCACAUCCUGACUGGUGGCAACGUUAACACACUCACAUCAGAUGGUUGAGUGAACAUGAUCUACAACAUACAUGAUCACUGUAAACCUGUGUGACAUCAAAAACAUAAGUAGAAGAGGGCGAUGACUGGGUGCUGAGUGUAAUACAAUGUAGAGAAAACGUAUAGAAAACCAUCGGAAGUCCAGGCACUCCAAGUAACAAGAAUCCUAUCAAGCAUUGUAGGAAAUAUUAAAAUGUAUUUCCAAUAUAUUCUAUUUGUUUCCUUCCUCAUUUGGUACCUUCUCUUUUUAUCUGGAGUGCCAGGAUGGAAUAAAAAAAAGUUUGUCAAUCCAGCUGCCGAAACAGUUAAAACGUAAGUAAAUUACAUUGCUGGUUAUGAAUUAAUAGAUAACUUGGACCUUCAUCUGCAGCGGGAAGAAUCACAAGUGCCACCAGAAAGAAACCGCGAGACGUCAGCUGUAGUUUAUCUAACUCAGCCCAUCAAGGAAGACGACCGUUCAGUUCUCGCUCGUCUUUUACUCACUUGGUUCUGUGUCCGUUCAGCUCUCGACUGCAGCUCGACUACAGCUGACAGGUGCUUGUUUUGUUUUGUUUACAUGACACAAGUGCAUUUUUUAAAAAGCAUUCAGUGCGGACAGACGUGUCGGAUGUUAAGCGUUAGUCGGAUGCUCGCUUGCUGUCAGGACGCGGUUCCUUUUGGGUUUUCAGACAAAUGAUCAGAGACCCAAAGUAUUUACAUGAGUCAUGAGAAGGAUGUCUUUGUUGUUUCAGCUGUGUUUUUUAACCUUUAGACCAUGUUGUCUAAAUCUAUUGAUGACAUCAUGAUGCCCACUGAAUUCAGUUCAUAAAAAUGGAAACAGGGUUACCUGUUUCAGAGCCAGGAUGGUGUCCCAUAUCCACAUAAAACAAGGUCGCCCUUAUUUUUAACUCCUUCCAUCAACGGAUGCGUCGCUCAUGAAUCUCACGUCUGUUUUUAAGGAUCAGACAUUUUAACUCCAGUAAAAAUCUGGACUGAUUAUUCCACUCAUUCCAUUUGAGACGAUUUUAAAAACCCACUUCUGUAAAUGCUCAUGCUGAUCUGAGAUAUAUAUAUUUUAAUGUGAUUGUUGGUGAUUCCCACAUGUGGGCGUUGUGGCAGGGAAGACACAGAAAGGUUAUUUAAUUUGUCUGCUUGGAGAAACAGCUGUGUUUCUAUGUGUUUGGUCCCACUGAACACUUUCUGUUUUAUUUCAAUGCACCUGUAUAUUUUUUAUUUCCUUUGGUUGCCAUUUGUGAUAUUAAAAUUCUAUUUUUAAUGCAAAAUCCGCUGGCGUCAUCAGCAAGAGGUCCUGAAUACAAAUGAGAUGAUAAGAUUGAUAUGAACAGAGGAUUAUUUCAGUCACAAAGCACUUAGUGUUGCAUCUUUUUUUUUUUUUUUUUACUGGUUUUCAUUUUGUCAGAACUGUAGUAAUUGGUCAGUAUGAGUGAAAAAGGUAGUGCUAACAUGGAAACCUAUUGUCAUUCAAUAAAAUCAUGCAGGUUUUUGUUUUUAAUUAACAGAUUAACAUCGGUGUGUGAUGUACAGUGUAUAUUUGUCUUAAUUCCCCCUUUUUUGUACUGUAUCAGAUGUAUUUAUUAGGUUUAUAGCAGUAGACAAAAAUGAAAUAGUUAUUAAAUCCUGUCAGCAUUGUACAAAAUGUCCCUUUUCUGUCAGUUAGCAAUGAGGGUUCCCAGAUUGUAAAUAAAUUAUUCUUUUACAAUUUUAAUGUAAUUGUCUUGUACUACCAGCAUGUAAACAUCUGAUUUUUCCAGCAUCUAAAAGCGAGCAAAUCAUAGAAACAUCAUUUGUUCAAAUUAUUUAUU